This is a messenger RNA of Cyclopterus lumpus (lumpfish), 2502 nucleotides long. RefSeq lists its product as uncharacterized. Gene Ontology annotation, molecular function: catalytic activity. The record is from RefSeq and is a predicted model, not a curated record. NCBI's taxonomy places the organism in Eukaryota, Metazoa, Chordata, Actinopteri, Perciformes, Cyclopteridae.
GAGACUGUGUCUGUCCCACGGCCAAUUAAAUUAAUUAAAUCAAAAGUAACCAGAAGAGGAGUCAUACUAAAUAACCUCAUACAGGUUAACAUCACUACGCAACAAAACAGGAUAAUUAAAUGUGGACUCCUAAAUAUUAGUCUGUCAUCUAAAGCUGUAUUAGUAAAUGAUUUAAUAUCAGACAAUCACAUUGAUUUAUUAUGUCUUACUGAAACCUGGCUGAGCAAUGAAGAAUAUGUCAGCCUAAAUGAAUCAACUCCUCCAAGUCAUAUUAAUACUCACAUUUCUCGAGGCACCGGCCGAGGAGGUGGAGUAGCAGCCAUCUUUGACUCAAGCCUAUUAAUGAAUCCUAAACCUAAACUAAACUACAACUCAUUUGAAAGCCUUGUUCUUAGUCUUUCACAUCCAACCUGGAAAACAUUACAGCCAAUCCUAUUUGUUUUACUUUACUGGCCACCAGGUCCAUAUUUAGAAUUUAUAUCUGAAUUUUCAGAGUUUUUAUCAAGUUUAGUCUUAAAAACUGAUAAGGUUAUUAUUGUAGGAGAUUUUAAUAUUCAUGUGGAUAUUGAUAAUGAUGCCUUAAGUACUGCAUUUAUCUCAUUGUUGGACUCGAUUGGCUUCUGUCAGAGAGUACAGAAACCCACUCACUGCUUUGGCCACACCCUCGAUCUUGUUCUUGCAUAUGGCAUUGACAUUGAGCAUUUGGAGGUCUUCCAUCAGAACCCUCUUCUGUCAGACCAUUACCUCAUAACUUUUGAGUUUAUACUCCCGGAGUAUAAUACACCGUUAGUCAAAAGUUUCUACACCAAAUGUCUAACUGACAGUGCUGUAGCUAAAUUUAAAGAAGCGAUUCCUUCUGCAUUUGAUUCAAUACCACGUCUCAAUGUGACGGAGGAAUCCUGUGCUAACUUUAGUCCGUCCCAGAUUGAUCAUAUUGUCAAUAGUGCUACAGGCUCACUGAGAAUGACAUUAGACUCGAUAGCCCCACUGAAGAAAAAGACAGUGAGGCAAAGGAGGUUUGCUACCUGGUAUAACCCUCAGACCCGCGACCUAAAGCAAACUUCACGAAAGCUCGAAAGCAUAUGGCGUUCCACCAAUCUGGAAGAAUCACGCUUAGUUUGGCGAGAUAGUCUUAAAACAUAUACAAAGGCUCUCCGUAAUGCCAGAGCAGCCUAUUACUCAUCAGUAAUAGAGAAAAAUAAGAACAACCCCAGGGUUCUCUUUAGCACUGUAGCCAGGCUGACAGAAAGUCACAGCUCUGUGGAGCCGUGUAUUCCUAUAGACCUCAGUAGUAAUGACUUCAUGAACUUCUUCAAUGAAAAGAUUAAAAAAAUUACAAAUGACCUCCUAAUUGCAUCAGAUAAAGGACUCAUCUCCGUACUGGUAUUAUUAGACCUUAGUGCUGCGUUCGACACCAUUGAUCAUCACAUCCUAUUACAGAGAUUGGAUCAGUCGAUUGGCAUUUCAGGUACCGCACUAAGUUGGUUUAAAUCCUAUUUAUCAGAUCGAUCUCAAUUUGUAUUUGUAAACGACGAAGCAUCAAUGACCACCAACGUUAAUCACGGAGUUCCACAAGGUUCUGUGCUUGGACCAAUUUUAUUUACCUUAUAUAUGCUUCCUUUGGGCAACAUUAUCAGGAAACACUCCAUAAACUUUCAUUGCUAUACAGACGAUACUCAAUUAUAUCUAUCGAUCAAACCAGAGGAGACCAACCAGCUCGCUAAAAUUCAAGAAUGUCUUGAAGACAUAAAAACAUGGAUGACCUGCAACUUCCUGAUGUUAAACUCAGACAAAACUGAAGUUAUUUUACUGGGCCCUGAACACCUCAGAGAUCAAUUAUCUGGUGAUGUGGUUUCUGUAGAUGGCAUUGCCCUGGCAUCCAACACCACUGUAAAGAAUCUCUGCGUUAUCUUUGACCGAGACUUGUCCUUUAACUCCCACGUUAAGCAAAUCUCAAGGAUUGCAUUUUUUCAUCUACGUAACAUUUCAAAAAUCAGGCACAUCUUGUCCCAAAAAGAUGCAGAAAAGCUGGUUCACGCGUUUGUUACUUCCAGACUAGAUUACUGCAACUCCUUAUUAUCAGGAUGCUCUAAUAAGUCUCUUAAAUCCCUCCAGUUGAUCCAGAAUGCUGCAGCUUGUGUACUCACAAAAACUAAGAAAAUAGAUCACAUUACUCCUGUAUUAGCUGCUCUGCACUGGCUCCCUGUAAAAUCAAGAAUCACAUUUAAAAUUCUCUUCACCUACAAAGCCUUGAUUGGUGAUGCACCAUCAUAUCUUAAGGAGCUUGUAGUACCAUAUUGCCCCACUAGAGAGCUGCGCUCACUAAAUGCGGGGCUACUUGUGGUUCCUAGAGUCCUAAAAAGUAGGAUGGGAGCAAGAGCCUUCAGUUAUCAAGCUCCUCUUUUGUGGAACCAGCUUCCACUUUCAGUCCGGGAGGCAGACACAGUCACCUCAUUCAAGAAUAGACUUAAGACUUUCCUGUUUGAUAGUGCUUAUAGUUAG